Messenger RNA from Arabidopsis arenosa, 3279 nucleotides. NCBI's taxonomy places the organism in Eukaryota, Viridiplantae, Streptophyta, Magnoliopsida, Brassicales, Brassicaceae. The record is from the annotation of a GenBank genome assembly.
GAGCCGGCCCUGAAUAAUUCAUUGAUAAAAUUCUACAAAUGACUAAUCCAAUAACUUUGGAUUUCGAAGGUGUUUUAGGUGCCUCAGGAAUUCAAUCACACCAACAAUGAUGGACGAUUUUGACGAGAGUGUCGACCGACACCAGCUGGGUGUCGAUCGACACCACAUGGGCAACAGGCCAAUGACGUUUGCUGAUUACAACAUACCUGAUCCCUUCUACUCCAAUCGAUCAGCGAUCAGACCACCUCCACCUGAAAGCGCUGAUUUUUUGUUCAAACCAUGGUAUUAUGAUCUCGUUUCUAAUAACCAGUUCGACGGUUUAGAAGGUCAAUUGCCUUUUGAUCACAUCGAGAAAUUCGAAGACAUAGUUUCCAGCAUCAAAGCAGAAGGCGUUCAACCUGACUACUUGCUCUGCAAACUCUUUCCAUACUCUCUUGGAGAAAGAGGAAAUAGCUGGCUUAGACAGUUGAGACCAGGAUCUCUAACUACUUGGCAGGAAGUUAAGGACACGUUCUUAAUCCACUUUUAUGAUGAAUCAAUGUCCGAGGAAGUGAGAUUGCAGAUUUCUUCCUUUUCUCAAGGUCCUACAGAGUCUUUCAAGACAGCUUGGGCAUUGAUUAUCGUUACCAAGUCAUACUCGAUGGAGCAAGCAAUGGAAAUUUCACCACAAGGACACCCAGCGAAGCAACAAGUCUUAUUGAGAAUUCUGCUUCCAGCUAUGGCAUCAGAGGCAUUGAUAACAAGAGAAGACAGCUCGCCGCUUCAAGCUGCCCCCGCUAUUCAAGAAGGUCCUGUGUCUGAGGAGACAGUUGGUUCUGAGUCGGAUGAAGAGACUGUUGAAAUAAUUCAUCGCCAGGUGGUCCCCUUGAAGCCUGGUAACGCCAAAGAUCUUGAUAUUAAGUGCCAGACUCAUGUCGAUCCUAUCAUCCUUCCCAAAGCCGUACUUGAUGCUGCCCAAGAUAUUUCGUGGUCAGAUGACGAAGUAGAUCCGCGGGUAGAUACGGUUGUAAAUUUGGCGAACCAAAGAUUCAAGUUCAAUAAUGAUAUGUUUCCUGGUAGUUGCACCCCCUCUGAAGUGGUGGUAGCUCCCAAAAAACAAAAAAGAUCUGCAAUAUGGAAAGGUGGUCGUGUCCGGAAAUCCUCAAAGCAGGGCAGAAUCCCAAAAAACCCAACUGGGCUUCGAAAGACCCAUCAAUCCCCCCCUAAUGAGGAGGACGCUGCUGUUUCGUUUGACAUGAACGCUCUCUCCCGUAUGUUAGAUGCUAAAUUUGUUGCCCAGUACAAGAAGAUCAUAAAAGGUGUUGCUGAUUGGUUCCUUUCAAAUACUUUGAUAUAUGUUGAGAAUGGGAAAGAAGUCCCUGCUGAGAAUGGGAAAGAAGGUCAUUGCCCGGAACAUGGAUUGAGUCUCAAUAGUUCUGUUUAUGGAAUUGCUGCAUUUUAUAAUGGGAUUUUCCCCGGUGAUUCCAGUGGUUCAAGGGCAGCAGAUGUUCAAGCGAAUCAUGUUGAUGAGGAAUCGUCCAAGGAAGGUAGCCAAGAGUUUGCAAACGAUGGUAUCUAUGGUAACUGGAAUUCCUCUAAUCAACCACUUGAAACGUCACCAAGCCAUGUCGGGGUAAACAAUAUUGAUGUUAACGUAGAGGACAAUGGGACCCCAGACAAUGCUAAUCUUGAGUGCUCUCAGACCCUCAUCAAUGCUAAUUCUGAGGUUGGUGUGACACUCAACCCUGCCGAAGUUAGCAAAGAUGGUUCUAUCCCCGAGGGUGGUGAUGAGAUCAGAGAUGGAAAGGAUAACCUGCCGGGUGGUGAUGAGAUCAGAGAUGCAGAUGAUAACCUGCCGGAAACCCAGCAGGAGGUUGAAAGUGAGUUUGCCAGUGCGGUUUCUUCAGAGGAUUUGGAAAGUCAAGAGGUUGUACAUAAGGAAAAUAAACCUAUUCAGGAUUCGCCAAGUAAAGGUGUUUCGCAGAUGGCAAUUGACCCUCCUCAGGAUUCACCCUCUCCGGUGGUUGCCCCAAUUUCUAUAACUAAAUCAACCAAAGUUUUGGUUCCAGAAAAGGCUGAUGUUCCAUCCCAGAGUAGUGUUGUUGGUAAUCCUGGAAGAAGAAGGAGUAAAAGGCUUAAGACCAUAUCUAGCAAGUUAGACGGUCGCUAUCAGUUUGACAAGAAAACGAAGUUAUUGGUUGGACACCCUUCUCCCAUCGCCAAUCUUAGUAGUGGAUCUUUAGAUCCUGAAGACUGUUUUAACUAUUCCAUGAAUAAACUUAAAGCACUUAUCUCUACUUCUCUAGUCGGGGAUGUCACUAUUGCCAUCAAGGAUGUCCUCGAGUUAAUUGAGAGAAAAAAACCAAUGGCGAACAAGGUCAUGGACGCGCUUUUAAAGUUCAGCAGGCACAUUCUCAGGACAGACGAUGUAGAUGGCGAAAAACUUCGUGUUGAUUUUCCCAUAGCUUUGAUUGAUGUUGUUUCUGGCGUUGGGCAGUUGGACCGUGCUGAGCUAUUCAUUGAAAUGACCGUUCUCGCUUGUAAUGUGCAUUUGCGCACUGAUGCCAGCCUGAAGACGGAUCUCGAGCCAGUGUCCAGAAUGCUUCCUAUUCUGAUGAGGACAUCAAGUCAUCAUCAAGAAAGGAGAAUGGAGAAGACACCGACCAACCGACCAAGAACCCCGGAGAGAACAAACAUGAGCAUACCAAAGACAUAUGUACAAACCAUGGACUAUGGUGAUGAAGGUUCAGAAGAGGAGUUCAAUAUCUCCGAGAUUGAUUGGGGUGAGGACUCAAGCCACUAUUCGUGGGAAGGAGGAGAUGACUAUGAGACUGAACCAUGGUGUGAGGAAACUGAUUCUGAAAUCAGUUUAGAAGAAAAAGAGGAUGAGCAAGAAGAAGUAACAUCCGGUAAUGAAGCAGACCAUUACAUGGAGUCUUACCAAGACGACAACUCAUGGAGACACAAGGAUGAUUCUCCAAUAAAUCCAGAAGAAAGGAUCCACGAAUAUGAAGCCGAACAAGAAGAAUUUAAUGAUGAAGAAUCACUCGUGGAGCCAUAUGAAAGAGACAAGCCAUGGUGUGACGAAACUGGUUCACAAAUCAGUUUAGGAGAAGCCAAGCAAUAUGGUGAAGAAACUUGGCACCAUGAGGCUGAGGAGAGUGAAGAUGAAGCAGAAGAAGAUGAUUCAUGGAAACAUUCAACGGAUAAUGAAGGAGACAUCACCGAAGAGGAGGAAGCCGUAAGUGAGGCUGGAAGAGAUGAUGAUUAUGAACCAUGAAAUAUAUCUCUUAUUCAGGU